UCGGUUUGCGCUCGCUGCAACAGUAAGUGGCCUUAAGCAGCAGCAAGUGUAGCAAAUAUCAUCGCAGCGGCACGGAUGGUAACAACAACACGAGCGGGGCAGGAAAUAAUGGCAUGACGGGGCAGCAGCAGCACGGUGACGGUGGGAGCGUGGUGGCAAUGCUGGACGAGCGCACCGGCAAGGUGAACGUCCAGCUGCUUUGCCCUCCGCGCCGCAACCUUUCGCUCAAGCGGCAGGUGUCGAAGGAGGUGGAAACGCGCGCACUGAUUUCGCGCGUCGCCCAGUACUACGCGAGCUACGUCGCGGAGAUUGGGCUGGAGCGGUACUUCAUGAACGAAACGAUCGUGACGACGGUGGUGCCGCUGGACGGGAAGUGCGAGACGGUGCUGCCGGAGCGUUUCCGCCACGGCCGGUGGAUCGUAGCGGGAUUCAACCGAAUGACGAACAAACGGUUCGCGAUCGUGUGCCAAAACCUCGUCCUGGCAAACGGUGCCUCCGAUCUGGCGAACCGGCUCGGCGUGAAGGGCGAGGGGCUGGAGAUGGCGUGGGUGAAGUACGAGCUGCCCCAUCUCGAGCGGGCGCUGGAGCAGUACGACGAGCCGGGCCGCUCCCAGCUCAAGCCGGUGCUGAUCGUGGGGGCGGGGCUGAGUGCGGCCGACGCCGUCACGAUCUGCCGCUCGUCCGGCAUCCCGGUGGUGCACGUGUACCGCAACCGGACGGCCGGGCUGGACAAGAUGCUGCCGGGCAACGUGUACCCGGAGUACCACGAGGUGCACAAGAUGAUGAAGGACGCGAACCGCAAGCACGACCUGUACACCCCGUUGCCCGAGCACACGCUAGUGGAUCUGGCGGGGGCCGGCCGCGUCACCGUCCAGCACCUGAAGACGGGCGAGCGGCGCGUGCUGGACGUGUCGUACUGUGCGAUACUGAUCGGGUCCCGGCCCGACCUUCGCUUCAUCGCCACGCUGACGAAGCCGGCGGCGGGCGGGGACGGCAACGCCUGCCCCGACUCGGAAACGGAGGACGACCAGGUGGCUCCGGACCGGUGCUUCGGCCGGCCCCCGGUCCAGCCGCUCACGAUGUGGACGUUUACCGAGCAGCUGCUGACCUCCUGCCUCGGCCGGAAGCUGUACUGGCUGAAGCACAUGUGUGCCAAAUGCAAACACAUCAACCUCACCGAUAAACCGCGCCACCAACAUCACAAGCAGCAGCAGCAGCAGCACUACAACGCACCGGCGCUCAGUGCGGGCGGCGGUCACUGCCAGCAUCAGCUGGGGGCGUCCAAUCUAAGCGCCGCCUCGGGGCUGGGCCUCGGCGAAGAUCCGACCAAACCAAUCGACUGCAAAAACAAUCCAAUCGAGGUGGAUAAGUACACGAACGCGGUACUGCGCACGGCCCAUCCCGGUCUGUACGCGAUGGGACCGCUGGUGGGCGACAACUUUGUGCGCUUCAUACCCGGCGGUGCGCUCUGCAUUACCGCCGCCCUGCACAAGCACACGGAAAACGAUUGAUGGGCGCGGGGCAUCUGCUAGAACCGGCCCCGACGACUGGACGUGGGUUUCAUUCAAUUUGUGUGUGGUUUUUUUUUUGACUCCCGCUGAUCGAAUCGGGCCCCUCGCGAGUGGGUUUUUCGAUCGUUAUGGGUUAUGGGUUCGCUCCCGCAAAGUGUCUGCAGUGCGUGGCGACAUGCGUCCAUUGUUGUCGUGGGAGAUGAACGCGGAUCCUGCACAAAAACGAAGAAGAAGACAUGCUAACCGAUAAAUUGUGUUAUUAGCAUCAUUAUAUCGGCACCAGCGUCACCUUCUGCCACACGGGAAUGAGGGUUUUCGUUUGACGAAUAGCGACCCGACUGGUUACGAUGGGUGAGGGAGCGUUAAAUACGUUGAUUGAUGAUUGGGACGGCGUGGACGAUCAGUUCACCGAAUACGUCAAUUGAAGCUGCCGCUGUUAGUAGCUUAUCGUGUGUGUAUGUAUAUAUUUUUUAAAUCUAACCGACCGAAGUUCUAAUCGCACGUAAUGCUAAUACUCAUGUUUAACGGAGCGGUUAAAGUAUUUGAAGAUGGGUUGGCUGCUGUUGCACCGUCGUACGGCACGGCAGCAAGUGUAGUUCAAUUUGUUUGUAUCAAUCAAAGGAAGAUUGUAGCUCGUUUCGGGUGCAGCAAACCCGACUAGGGGAAGAGGCAGUCGAAGAGAGUAGUUUUCACGUAGAUAAAUUGUUUAUAUUAUUUUAAACUUAACGUUUUUUCUCCCCCCCAAUGUCCUGCAAUCCAUACCUAUACGCACUUGGUUUUCGCACCCGUGAAGAGGGAAAAUCCCCCCGCACAACAAAUCCACCUUGCAUGCCCCAAAAACAUUCCCAGCGCGCAAUCUACGCCCCACAAAUACUCUACUACGGAUAGCACUAAGCUUCCGGGCUCGACGAGAUACGGCGAAACUGUUAGAGUCGACCGAAGGGCCGACCAAUAUUCGCCUUGCGCGGUGUUCCGCUUUAAUGGUAGCUUCGGUCUAGAGUUUUUCUUUGCCUCUUUCAAAGCUUCACUUCGGUUUGGAGUACACUUAUUGCCCGUCUGUGAUUUAGUUUCGGCUUUACUUAUGUAGAGCAUUUUACGUUAGAGAUAAUUUAUUUUUCAGGAAGCAAUCCACGCUUGCACACACUACACAUCGACCCAUGUUUAGUGAGACAGGAUCGGUGGUACACGCGAUCGAAAUGCUUUUGUUUUACAUUCAACACGGUUGAGUGUAGUGCGGUGGGCCUCCUUAUUUCGUCCGUAGUGUCCUACUGCCAUCGUUGUAAAACCCCAUUUUAAAGCAACCGAACACUAGCGCGGAACCUAAACCUGCCUUGGCCGCUUGGUACGAGUCCCAUCCAACCAUCCGAUUCCAGUUGCUAGAGACGACUCUCAUCAUACUUUCCUGUUGAUUUGACAGAAACACAAGGGCAGGCAGUUAGAUUAGGGAAGCGGGUUGUAAGCAUAUACCCGGUUCUAUAUACAUACAUUUACUUCCUGCUACCGUGCAGGCGACGUACCUCGGUAGUGUAGGAAACGGACCCAACCUGUAAUUACCAACGUGUGUAACAUUUUGUGCAGAUGUGGAUGUAUGCAAAUGUUGGAAAUAAUGUGUAAGAAAAUUCAAACAAACCAACCAACCAACCGCUCUUCAAUUUAUAUCUCUCAUGUAUCGUUCCCGUGGCGCUGAAUGCGGUUGCCCGUUGUGCGAAUAUUGUACACCCGUUUUCUUACGAAUGUAACCGAAUUCUAAAGUAAUUACGUUCAUCCUAGGUAAUGCACACCCGAUUGCAGGUGGAUGAGGUGUAAGAGCCGUUAGUGGAGAGUCGAGUGGGAAACCUAUAUGAACAAACCUAGUAGCAAGAGGCGACAACCUAGAGACUGAUCUUUGUACGUUUUAGAACUAGUCCACGAGUACGUUCGGGUGCGAUCGAAAGCGAUCCGUGGUAAUGCGCUCGAACGAACCCGGCAUAUAUUGUACUUUCCAAUCGUUUUCCACCGUCGUGUAAGCGUUGCACUACUUUUAUUUAUUUUUCAUUGAUUAUCCAACCGCUUCGUUUCCAUACAUCUACAGUUGGAGGAGUGAAAUUAAAAUUGUCUUUUAUUCAAUUCAAAGCAGGGUAGACUCAAAGCCAAACGCCGACAUUUACAAUGCACCCAAACAUACACAAUUUUACUGAUCUACUCUUCCGAAGCACCUGUCGUUUCACAAGUUGUACAUAUAAACUGUUACUUAAAUUGUAUCAUCACGAUAUCAUCGUCGUCAAUCGUGUUUGUGUGUGUGCAUGUGUUGGUUGGAAGGUUUGGAGAAUGGAGAGUGUUUUGCUUUUGUUAGCCAUCAAUAACCCUUUCUUAUCGUAGAGAGAAGAUUAUAGAACUUGUGAGAAAUUAUAACACAUUCUCCCUGCUUGCCAUGCACUCACCAACGCGCAAUCGACACUGUGGAAAACAGUUGGAAAACAAACAAACAAACACCCCGCAAAUCAAACGUUGCGAAUCAAAACAUUACGUCUUUAGCGUAAGCUGUUACGUUUUGCUCUUCAUUUAUGGAAAGUUGAAAA
Messenger RNA from Anopheles arabiensis, 4069 nucleotides. Its product is annotated as oxidative stress-induced growth inhibitor 2-like. Gene Ontology annotation, molecular function: oxidoreductase activity. Bases 114 to 1511 code for a protein of 465 amino acids. The transcript has 2 exons. Lineage: Eukaryota; Metazoa; Arthropoda; Insecta; Diptera; Culicidae. The record is from RefSeq and is a predicted model, not a curated record.